AUGGAAUUCGGUGAUUGCAUUGUAUACGAAAAUUCAGCUGAGCUUGAGUUCUUUUCCCCCGAUCAGCAACCAGAAACACCUGUGCCGAAAAAAAGAAAAAAACCAAGUGUAAUUUGUUCCUGGACCUACACUGCAAUACAGGAGCUGAUACAAGCUGUGGAACAGCAUCCAUGUGUUUGGCAGUAUUCAUCCACCGAGUACAAAGAUAGGAAUAAACGGGAGCAGGCAUGGCGGGAAAUUGAAAAAAUGUGUACAGGGCACACGGUGGAAGACUGCAAGGCCAAAUGGUGCAACAUUAAAACGGCCUUUCAAAAUGUAAAAAAAAAACUAAAAUCAAAAUCUGGUCAGGGAGCCGAAAAUACCAUACCACAUUGGCCGCAUUGGUCUGCAAUGCAAUUUUACAACGACCACUCUGUGUCAAAAAUGUCAAGUACAGUGUCAACAUUAGAUUUGGAUGACUCUGGAAGUACUUCACAACAUGCCGCUGCUGAGAUUGUAAAGGUAGACAAAAGUGACAUUUUGCAGCGUGCAGUUAAGUGUUUAGAUGCGGAGGAAGAUAAUUGGCACGCGAUUGGGAUGUAUUUGGCAUCACAAAUGCGAGAAAUUGCCAAGAAAAACAAGAAGGCUGCGAACAAACUGCAUUUCCAGCUUGUCAAAGUCGUAAUGGAUGCAGCUUUGGAAGCUGAAGAAGAUAAUUAA
Musca domestica (house fly) is the source of this 699-nucleotide messenger RNA. RefSeq lists its product as uncharacterized. The transcript has a single exon. Gene Ontology annotation, biological process: regulation of transcription by RNA polymerase II. The coding region runs from base 1 to 699 and encodes 232 amino acids. The record is from RefSeq and is a predicted model, not a curated record. Gene Ontology annotation, cellular component: nucleus; transcription regulator complex. NCBI's taxonomy places the organism in Eukaryota, Metazoa, Arthropoda, Insecta, Diptera, Muscidae.